AUGAAUGACAGCGACUUAAAACAGCGGGUGAAGUUCGUCGCACCAGAAAACGAUACUGCUUCCUCUUACAGCACCAAAGAGACCACAUUUUUACAGGAUGGAACCGUAGCUGCUGCAAUAACAGCGACUAGAGCAAUACGUGAGGUCAGCAGCCUUUGCUCUUGGGACGAUCUUCCAGACUGGCAAAAAGAUAACGAACAUAUCCUCAGCGGCUACGUCAGAGAAACCAAUAGCUACCGGAAGACUUUUCGCAGUUUGUUUUAUCUACACAAUGAAUCUGUGAACAUAUACUCGCAUCUGAUUCCUGGGAUCUGCUUCCUAUUCAUUGCACUUUUCAACAAAUAUGUGGUAGCAGACUAUAGCACCACUACUUGGAAGGACUACCUUAUGAUAGAUAUAUUUCUACUGGGGGCGGUUGUUUGUUUAACGCUCAGCGGGGUGUAUCAUUGUAUGAAGUCUCAUUCAUUGGAAGUCUCAGUGUUCGGAAACAAGCUUGACUACAUUGGAAUUGUUGCGCUAAUAUCUUGUUCGAUGAUUUCCCAAAUGUAUUAUGGUUUCUAUGACAGUACUGCAAUGUUCUCUUUAUUUUCUACUGUUACUCUGUCAUUGGCGCUUGCGUGUGCGGUAGUAUCAUUAAGCCCUCAUUUCAGAUCUAGAGAGUGGAGAAAAUAUAGGGCAGCGAUCUUCACUGCUUUUGGAUUAUCUGGACUCCUUCCUGUUAUCACUUCAUGCUUCUAUUAUGGGCCUAUUGAGGCGUAUAGUCGCAUUCAGUUAAAGUGGCUCAGCUUAGAAGGCGUCUUAUAUAUAUCGGGAGCAGUGCUUUAUGGUGUUCGGUUUCCAGAAAGACUUGCACCAGGAUCAUUCGAUAUUUGGGGUCAUUCGCACCAGCUCUUUCAUGUGUUGGUGGUAAUUGCUGCGCUAUGCCACCUAAGGGCUUUGCUUUCUUGCUACAAGAAUGUUCACACCAACGCUUUAUUUGUCUCGUUGUAG
Molecule: messenger RNA, 990 nt
Organism: Eremothecium gossypii ATCC 10895
Lineage: Eukaryota; Fungi; Ascomycota; Saccharomycetes; Saccharomycetales; Saccharomycetaceae
Gene: IZH2
Product: PAQR-type receptor
Exons: 1
Coding region: 1-990 (329 amino acids)
Cellular component (GO): membrane
Molecular function (GO): signaling receptor activity
Source: RefSeq, marked provisional